Penicillium pulvis is the source of this 1023-nucleotide messenger RNA. RefSeq names its product putative GTPase MTG1. Gene Ontology annotation, molecular function: GTPase activity; GTP binding. NCBI's taxonomy places the organism in Eukaryota, Fungi, Ascomycota, Eurotiomycetes, Eurotiales, Aspergillaceae. The record is from RefSeq and is a predicted model, not a curated record. Gene Ontology annotation, cellular component: mitochondrion. The transcript has 2 exons. Bases 1 to 1023 code for a protein of 340 amino acids.
AUGGCGCAAUUUAUACCACGCCAGGCUUUUCCUCAUUAUGGGGCUAUCCCAAGGUCUUACUUCCUGGGACAUCACCGGGCUGGAUUGACCAAAAUGAAGAGCAUGCUCUCAUUGAUUGACUAUGUCGUUGAGUGUCGUGACUACCGGGCACCUGUUACUUCCAUUAACCCCAUGUUUGAAGAAGCUUUGGGCAAGAUUCGGCGACUGAUUGUCUACACAAAGAGAGAUCUUGGAGGCGUUCUACACUCAGCAGAGCAGCAGUCGUUAGAAAGAAAAGUCCGAAGCUUCGACCCGACUAGCACUGUCUUCUUCACCGACUCAUCCUCCCGUGCAGAUCUCAACCGGAUUAUCCGACAUCUUCGUGAAGAUGCUUUCGCACCUGAUAAACUGACUGGAUGCCGUAUAAUGGUUGUUGGAAUGCCCAAUGUGGGUAAAUCGACAUUGAUCAACCAUUUGCGAAAUCACGGCGUGGGGAAAGCAAAGGCCCUGAAAACCGGUGGCCAGCCUGGAAUUACACGCAAGAUCGCAAGUCCUGUCAAGAUCAUUGAGAGGGAGAGUGGAUCGCAUACCUAUGUUCUUGAUACACCCGGUGUCUUUAUGCCUUAUGUGCCUGAUGCGGAGAAUAUGCUUAAGUUGGCUCUUGUCGGGUGUGUCAAGGAUACUGUCAUAUCACCCGUGACUCUCGUGGACUACCUGUUGUAUAAGAUCAAUUUGCAUGAUCCGCAGGCAUAUCGGCGUUGGUCUGAACCUACAAAUGAGGUUACUCCUCUACUUGAGGGAUUCGCGCGCCAGACUGGGUUGCUCAUGAAAGGUGGGAUACCCAAUGUGGAUGCUGCUGCUCUCCAUUUUAUAUCGAAAUGGCGAUCGGGCGAUGUUGGGAAGUUUAUUCUUGACGAUCUAGACGCCGAAAAGUUGCGAAUGGAAAAUCCCGUGGAGACCCAGCACAUGAGCAUGUCCCAGGCGUUGAAAUUUGAAAGGGUAAAUCGAAAAAAUAAGUCGAAUGCUGAUAUCCCAUCCGAAUAA